Molecule: messenger RNA, 1824 nt
Organism: Fusarium tjaetaba
Lineage: Eukaryota; Fungi; Ascomycota; Sordariomycetes; Hypocreales; Nectriaceae
Product: Mg2 transporter like
Exons: 2
Coding region: 1-1824 (607 amino acids)
Biological process (GO): transmembrane transport; metal ion transport
Cellular component (GO): membrane
Molecular function (GO): magnesium ion binding; magnesium ion transmembrane transporter activity; cobalt ion binding
Source: RefSeq, a predicted model, not a curated record
AUGUCAACAUCACGAGACUUCGCUGUCCCAGGGGAGGGCGAUAAUGCAAUGCAGCCUCAGGACGGUAUAGAGCAGAGCAGUCGCCAGAGCCAUUCUUCCAACACCAACGUAUCUGACGAGAAGGAUCAGCAUGUCCGCUACAACCUCACCCUCAACACGCAGAACCUCUCCCCGCCCAAGGCUGAGCCUACGCGGCCAGUGCGUUCUGACACAGAGUUCCAUCGCGAAAUGGCAUUUUCGCCCUCGAUAUUGCGACGCCGGAUGACUCGCGCCCCAACGUUCAAGACGGUGGAGGAUUAUGAUGAGUUUGACACGGCCUUUGGCGAUCGCCCUGGUUGGCAGCCUGGCUCCGAGCCUGGCUAUGAUCCAAAACUUCCCGAUGGAGGUCAUGCUUCAAUGCCCGCACUUCAAGCACCCUGUGAGAUUUCUGUAAUCGACUUUUCGCAAGAAAAAAUGGUUAAACGCCACUUCGAUAAUGUGAAUUUCAUCGACUUCCUUGAACAGCCAAAAGAAGAAUGGGCCAAAUGCCGAUGGAUCAACGUCAAUGGACUCAGUUGGGAUGUUAUUCAAGCAAUUGGCAACAAGAAGGGUCUUCACAAGCUUGCUCUGGAGGAUAUGAUGCAGAUUAGGAACCGGACAAAGGCUGAUUGGUAUCCCAAUCACGCUUUCAUCGUCAUGACCUUGCAGAAGCUCGUCCACCUGGUAGACGAUGAAGAUGACACAACCAGCACGAGCAGCACAUACUCUAGCAAGACGCUCGGCGCUUUGAGAGGCUCAGUGAGGCAGCUUUGGAAUACUCGCAGAGCGGCCGACCCCGAGAAGGACUUUGAGACCUCAUUACGGCCACAGGACCCUAUUACAGCAGACCUGCAAGAGACAGGCAUGAUAAGGACAUUGCAGCGUUAUCACGCUUCGGGAAAUGAAGCACGCACACAAUUUAUGGAGAGUCAUUCAUCCCUGACGCCACAUCAAAUGGCAGUGUCGGCAGAGCAGGUCUCUAUAUUUCUAACAUCAGAUAACACGGUCAUCUCUUUCUUCGAGGUCUCGGCGGGAGAUAUCGAGCGACCCAUUGUGACCCGUCUGAGUACCCCGGGCACUAUUCUUCGCGAGUCCAACGACGCUUCCUUGUUAUGUCAGGGCAUUAUCGACGCCAUCAUCGACCUCGCCAUGCCUUUGACGUCUAUUUACACAGACAUUAUUGCCGACAUUGAGUUGGAUGUACUCACCUCGCCGAGUAUCAGUCAAAGCAAAAAGCUGUAUAUAUGCAUCAGUGAGAUCAACAAGAUGCUGAGCUUCCUCAACCCUAUUGACAACUUGGUUAAUGUCCUGCGGGAUCACAAGACGCAUAUGACCCACGACCAAGCCAUGCAGGCACUGGAGAACCCUUCAACUGGUGUUAUUGUCACUCCAAUGACUCAUACAUACCUAGGCGAUGUGCUCGAUCACUGCAUUAUGAUAACCGAAGCUCUACAGCAGCUCAAACAAUCAUCCGACAACCUCAUCAACCUUAUCUUCAACACCAUAUCAGCCUACCAGAACGAAUCGAUGAAGCAGCUUACCACUGUGACCAUCAUCUUCCUUCCUUUGACGUUCAUAACCGGAUUUUUCGGGCAGAACUUUGCGGAGCAGGGCUUCCCCGAAAUCCACCACGGUAUUUGGUAUUUCUGGGCCUGCGCCGUUCCGACUGUUGUAGCAACCAUCCUGAUUCUCAUGAGAGACAUGAUUUAUAACUGGCUGGUACGAGCCGUACAAAGAAGACAUAUCCUUACAAUUAGGAAAAAGAAGAAGAGGUCCAAGCAGCAAAAGAUCAAGCUUAAGGUGUGA